Aspergillus aculeatus ATCC 16872 is the source of this 1701-nucleotide messenger RNA. RefSeq names its product acyl--CoA ligase. Lineage: Eukaryota; Fungi; Ascomycota; Eurotiomycetes; Eurotiales; Aspergillaceae. The record is from RefSeq and is a predicted model, not a curated record. Gene Ontology annotation, biological process: secondary metabolic process. The transcript is spliced from 3 exons. Gene Ontology annotation, molecular function: CoA-ligase activity. The coding region runs from base 1 to 1701 and encodes 566 amino acids.
AUGCCCGUCUCCUCACUCUACCCGUCGGUGGAAAUACCCAACGUCGAUAUUUGGACGUUUCUCUUCGAGCGCAAAGACCGAGAGUAUCCAGAUGAUAAAGUAAUCUACGAGGAUGCCGAUACCAAACGAACCUACACUUACCAGGGCGUCCGAGAUACCGCACUGGCCUUCGGACAAGGUCUCAAGGCCAUGUUCGAUUGGCGCAAGGGAGAUGUCCUAGCUCUAUUCACCCCUAAUAGCAUCGACACCCCGGCAGUGACAUGGGGAACGCACUGGGCGGGCGGAGUUGUUUCUCCGUCUAACCCAGCUUACACAGCAGAAGAAUUGGCCUUCCAGCUGAAGAACUCGGGCGCGAAAGGGUUGGUGACACAAUACCAUCUGCUUUCGGUUGCAACAAUCGCGGCCCAGGAAGCGGGGAUCCCCCACGACCGGAUCAUCCUGAUCGGCGACGAGCGCGACCCGCAAGCAAAGUUCAAACACUUCACCUCCAUUCGCAACCUGUCCGGCGCGACUCGAUACCGGAAAACAAAGAUUGACCCCUCCUGCGAUCUUGCCUUUCUGGUCUACUCCUCCGGUACCACAGGUGUUCCCAAGGGCGUGAUGCUCUCGCAUCGCAACAUUGUCGCCAACGUUCUGCAGCUUUCAUCUGGCGAGGCCGGCAAUCUGACAUGGAAUGGGGUCGACGGCCGGGGUGACCGUGUCCUUGCCUUUUUGCCGUUCUUCCACAUCUACGGUCUUACGUGCCUCGUCCACCAAACCCUCUACAAAGGCCUCCACCUCGUGGUCAUGCAGAAAUUCGACCUCGAGAAAUGGUGCGCCCACGUCCAGAACUACCGCAUCACAUUCAGCUACGUGGUGCCCCCGGUCGUCCUCCUGCUCGGCAAACACCCGAUCGUGGACAAAUACGACCUCUCCAGCCUGCGGAUGAUGAACUCGGGCGCCGCCCCAUUGACACAGGAACUGGUGGAAGCCGUCUACGCGCGCAUCAAGUGCGGGAUCAAACAGGGCUACGGCCUGAGCGAGACGAGCCCUACGACCCACACGCAGCCCUGGGAAGAGUGGCGCACCAGCAUCGGCGCCGUGGGGAAGCUCCUCCCGAACCUCGAGGCCAAGUACAUGACGAUGCCGGAGGACGGCUCGGAGCCGCAGGAGGUGCCCGCCGGCGCGGUCGGGGAGCUGUACAUGCGCGGGCCCAACGUCUUCCUGGGCUACCACGACAACCCGGCCGCCACGGCAGACUGUCUCUCGGUUGAUGGGUGGUUCCGCACCGGCGACGUCGGGUACCAGGAUCAGCAGGGGAACUUCUACAUCACCGACCGCGUCAAGGAGCUGAUCAAGUACAAGGGGUUCCAGGUGGCGCCCGCGGAGUUGGAGGGGAUCCUCGUGGAUAACGAGGCGGUCGACGAUGUCGCCGUCAUCGGGAUCGAGAGCGAAGCCCAUGGCAGCGAGGUGCCCCUCGCGUAUGUGGUCCGGAGCGCGAAGAGCCUUGCCUCUAAGGUGUCGGCGGACGAGGAGGCUGCGAAUAUCAUCCAGUGGUUGGAUGGCAAAGUCGCCUAUCACAAGCGUUUGCGCGGCGGCGUGCGCUUCGUGGAGGAGAUUCCGAAGAGUGCAAGCGGGAAAAUCCUGCGGCGGUUGUUGAAGAAGCAAGCGAAAGAAGAGGGGAUUGGUGCCGGCGCGCCGGCACCCAAAGCGAAGUUGUGA